GCCCCUUGCUGGCGGGAGUCGGAUUGAGGAGGAAUUGACCAACCCAGAAAGACCCUCACUUAGUUUAGUCGCUCACCACCAGCCAGGGCCUCCAAAUCGGGUUCUUGUGGGCAACUAUCGUCGCCCUUCUCUCACGUUUAGCACUUGCCCUGUGGCAAUCCCUUCCUCGCCAAUUCCUAGAAACCUAGAAUAUCUGCCGCCGCCCGAGAGUGAAAAAAUGGGUAGAGAGGAGCAAGAUUUGUUGAAGGGUAGUAAGGUGAUCUCGUCAGAUUACGGAACCCUCGCUACGUCUGCUCGGCAAGCCUUGUCGUCCUCGCCGUCGUGGUCGACAACACAGGACGGUGGCAGCUUAGAGACGACACUUACUACAGAGACAACAGGCCUUCUCGGGGGUCACCCUAACAAUAUAUCAAAGUGGGAUGAGGCAGCCGCUGCUGGCACAGUGUACACUUCGUACACCAGAGAGGCAAGGAUGCUUGUGAAAUGCACUGCGCCUUUAUGGCUCACCUUCUUGCUACAAUACAGUUUAACAUUUGCAUCUCUCUUUUCAGCUGGAACGUUGGGGAAAAAUGAACUUGCUGCUGUUACCCUGGCAGGCAUGACUGCAAACAUUACCGGCUAUGCUGUAUUUCAAGGGCUUAGUACAUCGUUGGAUACAUUGUGUGCACAAGCAUAUGGAUCGGGAAACAAGGCUCUUGUGGGCCUUCACUUACAGCGAAUGAUAUGGUUCCUUGGGUUGGUUUCUGUUCCAAUCAUCACCGCUUGGUGCUUUGCGGAGCCGAUUCUUCACGCAAUGGUUCCUGAGCCAGAAUUGGCCGUGCUAUCGGGUAGAUACUUGCGUAUCUUGACUAUUGGAGCACCUGGAUUUGCGCUAUUCGAAGCAGGGAAGAGGUUCACUCAAGCCCAGGGCAAGCACCCUGAUCCUUUUUAUUUUAUUUUCCUUUUCCACAUCUGCAUAUUCGCUGCAUCAACCUUCGUGCUCCUCAUCUGUGCGCCUGUAAACGCUGUCUUGAAUUAUCUUCUUGUCUGGCAUCCAACAAUCGGAGUUGGGUUCAAUGGGGCACCAUUUGCUGUCGUUAUUGUCGAUUGGCUUAUGCCAAUCCUACUAUUCUGUUAUGUCUAUUUUAUCGAUGGUCGUGAGUGCUGGACUGGGUUCACUAAGAGAGGGCUUCAAAACUGGUGGCCUAUGAUCAAACUCAGCCUUCCUGGCCUAGCGAUGAUAGAAGCAGAAUAUCUGGCCUUCGAACUUUUGACACUAAUGUCCGCCCGCUUUGGAACAUCGUACCUUGCUGCCCAAUCGAUUAUCUCGACUGGAGCUACAAUUACCUACCAACUAGGAUUCGCUCUCUCUAUCGCUAGUUCUACCCGGGUAGCAAAUUUCCUGGGUGCGGCUAUGGGUGACGCAGCGAAAGUUUCCGCACGUACAGGCUUCGUGGUCGCAAUUGCCGUGGGUAUCUUCAAUUGCUGCGCAAUGCUCAGCGUACGCAAACAGUUUGCCAAGUUGUUUACCGCCAACGCCGAGAUUAUCUCGCUUGUUGUGCGUGUCAUGCCCUUGACUGCGGCUUUCCAGCCCCAUGACGCACUGGCGUGUCUCGGGUCUGGGCUUCUCAGAGGACAAGGGCGACAACAUAUCGGGAGUUACAUCAACAUCAUCGGGUACUACGGUAUCGCGAUGCCCGUAUCCGUGAUUUGCGCCUUCGUCCUUGGGUGGAAGCUUAUGGGAUUGUGGUGCGGUGUUGUGGUUGCCUUGGCAUUCGUCUCAAGUUUGCAGUCCUUCAUUAUCCUUAGGACCAACUGGGAUAAGGUGCGGACACUUCCAUCCCACACUCUCUCUUCUGAUAGCAAGGUGUUAAUUUGAGCCAACAGUGCGUUGAAGAGGCCCAAGAAAGAAUCAACGCUGGCUGACUGGGCUGUCCCAUGAACGCAAUGCAUGGACAAUGGAUUCCCUCGCCCAUUCAUUUAUGGCACUAACUUUACACUUUUUGCUGUGAUGACCAUUGGGGUCCGAAGAAGAGGAACGUGACUAAAAACUUGACGUGACGAAACCUGACAUAUACGAGAGUUGCGGGCGUAAAAUCGAUGUUUUUUUUGGUUUUUUUUUAUGUAAGAUAUCAUUAACAUUUCUCUAUUCAUUUUUUUCAUUUUUUUCACCCUUUGCGUUUGAUCUAGGUUUUAUCAAUCAGGGUGGCGACAUAGGAGAGUGUUGUGACAUAGCAUGGUCAUAUUUUGCUUUUCAUUAAAAGUUUUCUCCACUUC
Molecule: messenger RNA, 2256 nt
Organism: Tuber melanosporum (Perigord truffle)
Lineage: Eukaryota; Fungi; Ascomycota; Pezizomycetes; Pezizales; Tuberaceae
Exons: 7
Coding region: 218-1858 (546 amino acids)
Biological process (GO): xenobiotic detoxification by transmembrane export across the plasma membrane
Cellular component (GO): membrane
Molecular function (GO): antiporter activity; xenobiotic transmembrane transporter activity
Source: RefSeq, a predicted model, not a curated record